AUGGCCACCACAAAGACACCCUUCCCUCCCCUCCCCAAAACCCUCCUCAUCAUCUCCCUCAAAAUGUACUUCACCCCCGACCGCACCCUCUCCUACCUACGCGACCUCCUAAGCCCAACGAACAAAAUCGUCCUCCCCCAAAACCGCUCCAGGCUCCUCCUAGCCCUCAUCCCCGAUUUUCUAACGAUCUACCCCUGCGCCCAAAUCAUCAAAGACUGGGCCGCCGGCUUCCACCUCCCCUCCGACUUCAACCCUGAACCACCUUUCCUUCUCGGCGCCCAGGACUGCUUCUGGGAGGCCGCAGGCGCCUACACAGGCGAGGUCUCCCCCGCCUCGCUGCGUUCGCUGGGGGUCCGGCUAGUCGAGCUCGGCCACGCUGAGCGCCGCGCUCUCUUUGGCGAGACGGACGACCAGGUAGCCCGCAAGGCGGCUGCUGCUGUUGACCAGGGCCUGAUCCCCCUUGUUUGCAUCGGGGAGGUUACCGCGCCGGGGGCGAUCGCGUCAGAGGCGGUGGGGCUGGCGGUGCGUGAGUGUGCGGGGCAGAUGCGCGCGGUGCUGGAUGCGAUCCCCUCCGCGGCGCCGGUUAUCUUUGCGUAUGAGCCUGUUUGGGCGAUUGGGAAGGCGAAGCCUGCUGGGGUGGACCAUGUUGCGGCUGUAGUGGAGGGGAUACGGGCGGUGAUUGGGGAGCGGGUGGGGGAGGUGAGGGUGUUGUAUGGGGGGAGCGCGGGGCCGGGGUUGUGGGGGGCUGGAGGGCUGGGCAAGGCCGUUGAUGGGAUGUUUCUGGGGAGGUUUGCGCAUGAGAUUGAUGGUGUCAAAAAGGUGGUCCAGGAGGUGGAGGAGACGUUGUCAGAGCAAUAG
Aspergillus fischeri NRRL 181 is the source of this 858-nucleotide messenger RNA. Its product is annotated as triose-phosphate isomerase. Gene Ontology annotation, molecular function: triose-phosphate isomerase activity. The record is from RefSeq and is a predicted model, not a curated record. The transcript has a single exon. Bases 1 to 858 code for a protein of 285 amino acids. Gene Ontology annotation, cellular component: cytosol. Gene Ontology annotation, biological process: glyceraldehyde-3-phosphate biosynthetic process; glycolytic process; gluconeogenesis. NCBI's taxonomy places the organism in Eukaryota, Fungi, Ascomycota, Eurotiomycetes, Eurotiales, Aspergillaceae.